Nematolebias whitei (Rio pearlfish) is the source of this 759-nucleotide messenger RNA. RefSeq names its product cholesterol 25-hydroxylase (gene ch25h). The coding region runs from base 1 to 759 and encodes 252 amino acids. NCBI's taxonomy places the organism in Eukaryota, Metazoa, Chordata, Actinopteri, Cyprinodontiformes, Rivulidae. Gene Ontology annotation, molecular function: C-4 methylsterol oxidase activity; steroid hydroxylase activity; iron ion binding. Gene Ontology annotation, biological process: cholesterol metabolic process; sterol biosynthetic process. The transcript is spliced from 2 exons. The record is from RefSeq and is a predicted model, not a curated record.
AUGGUGCUGUUGCAGACCCUGUGGACCUUCAUCCUGGGACACGCCCCCCUCCUGCACUCGCCCCUCUUCCCGGUCCUCUUCUCCUUGUCCCUGUACCUGUCCUUCUGUCUGCCCUUCCUGCUGCUGGACCUGCUGGCCCCCAGACUGGUUCUGGUGCGCCGGUUCAAGCUGCAGCCUCAGAGUUCUGUCAGCUGGUCGUCGGCCGGGAGCUGCCUGGUCCUGACCCUCUACAACCACCUGAUCUUCAUCCUCCCGCUCACGGUUCUGAACUGCUACCUGAGACCGGUCCAGCUGCCUGAACAGGCGCCCCCUCUGCCCCGCCUGCUGGCUCAGGUCCUGGUCUGCCUGUUGCUCUUCGACUUCCAGAGCUUCACCUGGCACCUGGUGCACCACAAGGUGCCGUGGCUCUACCGCACUGUCCACAAGCUGCACCACACCUACUCCUCCACCUGGGCCCUGAGCACGGAGUACUCGGAGGUCUGGGAGACCCUGAGUCUGGGCCUGUUCGCUGCAGCCAGCCCGGUCCUGCUGGGCUGCCACCCCCUCACCCAGAUGUCCUUCUUCGUCCUCAACAUCUGGCUCUCGGUGGAGGCCCACUGCGGCUACGACCUGCCCUGGGCCACGCACCGCCUGGUGCCGCUGGGCCUGUACGGGGGCGCACGGCACCACGACCUGCACCACCUCCGGUCCAGGUACAACUUCGCCCCCUACUUCACCCACUGGGACCGGCUGUUCGGGACCCUGUGCACGCAGGCCUGA